GCCACCCGUCUUUCGCCCUGAAAUUAGGGCGACAGAGCGAGAGAGAGCAAGAGGCUGUUGAAAGCACCGUUCAUGGCGGAUUGCCUCGACGGAAGGAGGAUCGGGAUCGGGGGUUAAUCAGAAGAAAGAAUACAGGAAAGUGGAAAGAAGAAGAAGAAGAAGAAGAAAGGAAAGGGGAGGGGAGGACGACUGGUAAGGGAGAUGGCGGAGGAGAAGAAGUCGUGGGCGAAGAAGGAAGGCGGGGGAGGGCUUCUUCUGGGGCGCUACGAAGUGGGGAAGCUCCUCGGCCACGGCACGUUCGCCAAGGUGUAUUAUGCGCGCAACGUGAAGACGGGGGAGAGCGUGGCGAUCAAGGUGCUGGACAAGGAGAAGAUCCUCAAGAGCGGCCUCAUCUCCCACAUCAAGCGCGAGAUCUCUGUCCUCCGCCGCGUUCGCCACCCCAACAUCGUGCAGCUGUUCGAGGUCAUGGCCACCAAGACCAAGAUCUACUUCGUCAUGGAGUUCGUGAGGGGCGGCGAACUGUUCGGCCGCGUCGCCAAGGGCCGACUCAAGGAGGAGACGGCCAGACGGUAUUUCCAACAGCUUGUCUCAGCCGUCGAGUUCUGCCACAGCAGAGGUGUUUACCACCGCGAUCUUAAGCCCGAGAACCUCCUGCUGGACGAGAACGGCGAUCUGAAGGUCUCGGACUUUGGCCUCAGCGCGGUCUCCGAUCAGAUCCGCCAGGACGGUCUCUUCCAUACCUUCUGCGGCACGCCCGCGUACGUCGCCCCGGAGGUGCUCGCGAGAAAGGGCUACGACGGUGCCAAGGUCGAUAUCUGGUCAUGCGGCGUUAUACUGUUUGUUCUCAUGGCUGGGUACCUCCCUUUCCAUGAUCAGAACGUUAUGGCCAUGUACCGCAAGAUCUACAAGGGCGAAUUCCGUUGCCCCCGAUGGUUCUCGCCGGAGCUCUCCCGGCUGCUCUGCCGGCUUCUAGACACGAACCCAGAGACGAGGAUCACCAUUCCGGAGCUCAUGGAGAAUAGGUGGUUCAAGAAAGGGUUCAAGCAGGUGAAGUUCUAUAUCGAGAACGAUCGCUUACACAACGUCGAUGACGACGAUGGUUUCGAUUCCCAAACAUCAGCCUCAUCAUCGCCCGAGAGACAGAGCAGGCCCUCCGGAGGAGGCGGUGGCCGUGGAUUGCCGCGGCCGGCGAGCUUGAACGCCUUCGACAUAAUCUCGUUCUCUCCGGGAUUCGACCUGUCCGGGCUGUUCGAGGAGAGAGGGGAGGAAGCGAGGUUCGUCUCCGGCGAGCCAGUGUCGAAGAUCAUCUCGAAGCUGGAGGAGAUCGCGAAGCUUGUGAGCUUCACGGUGAGGAAGAAGGAUUGCCAGGUGAGCCUGGAGGGUUCCGGCCGGAGAGGCGAGCGGGGCUCAAUGGCGGGCCACCUCGCCAUUGCCGCCGAGAUCUUUGAGCUCACUCCCUCGCUUGUCGUCGUCGAGGUCAAGAAGACCGCCGGCGAUCGAGGGGAAUACGAAGAAUUCUGCCGAACCGAGCUCGGUCCAGGCCUCCGCGACCUUGCGGCCGGGCCAGCGCCGACCACUACUGAGGAGGCGGUCGCGACGGUGGAGACGGGUGAGGAAGAGGAACGAGGUGAGCCACCGACACUCAUCGCUUCGGACACCGAGUGAGAGGAGAGGGGUAGGACAAGCCAUCGGAAUAUUCACCGGUAUAUUCCCGCUGUCGACUCCGACCAUCCUUUUUUCCCUUGGUUUGCAAUUUUUUUUGUAUUAUAUCAAAAACGUGGGGAUGUGAUACGGUAGGAAAUUGGGGCAUGGAGAAAAGCAAAAUUUGAUUCCGGUUGUGUGCUAAUUUACGGAAGAUCGAUUUCGUUCGAGCGGCUACUUCAAGCCCUCUAAUGAGUCCCUACGUUUGCACUAAAGAUAAGGUCCCACAGUGUAUUAAACGAAAAAACCAGGAGAAAUUUGUGGAGAAGUCAAAUCGCUCUCGUCGUCUCUGGACGGAAAAUUUUCCCCGCCUGUUUCUUAGGUUGGCUUCCCGGCGGCUGUCUAAUCUUUCGUUCUCUUCUGCGUUGGUGCUGCUUCUGAACGGAAAUACGCCACGUCGACAUGUUUCCAGAGUUUGAUUGAUGGCUUGGCUUGACCUUUGGAGGCUUCAUAUGUGAGCUUAGCUGUCGCCUGUUUUUCUGGAAGCUUUUAUGGUUUGGUGGGGGAUUUCGCCGGUGCCGGUUGAGAUGUGUCUCUGGGUGUGAGGUCGAUGGUGGUGCCGCUUUUUUCCAUCCGGGGACUUCGGUAAUCGGGGGAGAAAAAGGAGAGUCACAUAAAUGGAAAAAUUGUCCAAGGCUGAAGCCAAGGAGAUUGCUGGCCUUCCUUUUCCCUCUUUCAUGGAGAGAGAGAGAGAGAUUAGUGUUCUGCUGGGAGUGGUGCGGUUGCUUAUUGCAGUGACAAAAAGUUUUGCUUUUGCUCUAUUAGCAUGUAAAGAAUUGGGAACAAUUGAUUAUUUGACCUUGUCCUUCGUUGCAUGUGAAUAAAUAAUUGCUUGCCGUCCAUUCUUGAGUUGCUAUUGUUUAAUGUUGUUGUCAUUGUAUAUGUAUUUAUGAGCGAUUGCACUUAUAAAUGUUAGAAGCGUAAGUGGCGCUUCUGUAAUCAUUUUGA
Messenger RNA from Nymphaea colorata (pocket water lily), 2649 nucleotides. Its product is annotated as CBL-interacting serine/threonine-protein kinase 12-like. Gene Ontology annotation, molecular function: protein kinase activity; ATP binding. Bases 202 to 1665 code for a protein of 487 amino acids. The transcript has a single exon. Lineage: Eukaryota; Viridiplantae; Streptophyta; Magnoliopsida; Nymphaeales; Nymphaeaceae. The record is from RefSeq and is a predicted model, not a curated record. Gene Ontology annotation, biological process: signal transduction; protein phosphorylation.